This is a messenger RNA of Ostertagia ostertagi, 771 nucleotides long. NCBI's taxonomy places the organism in Eukaryota, Metazoa, Nematoda, Chromadorea, Rhabditida, Trichostrongylidae. The record is from the annotation of a GenBank genome assembly.
GUUUUUCAGUUGAAACAGUUCAUUGAAACCGCAGCGCAAUUCACAACGCUUCCGGCGAAUCCCAUAAAGUUAUCGGCUGGAUCCGCGUUCGGACGUUUGGCGAAAGGCACCACCCUAAAACCAUCGAGUUCGGAAGUGGAGUUUUUCAUCACGGCGAGACGUAUAUCUCAUAAUGAAUAUUCAGUGACUUUCUCCAAAUCGAAGCCAAAAUCCAUAAGGUCUAAGGUUGACACAACAGUUAGCCUAACGGCAAGUCUUUUAUUGGAUUCCGCUUCGAAAAAUUCGUCAAUUUUGGUAACACUCAGUGAUUCUCAAAUACUCAGUAUCUCAUGUGCUGGUGCAGUGAAGACGUUGCAAAGUUGUGAUUCCGUUGUAAUGAGAGCUCGCCCAGCUGAUCCAGCCUGUCCGAGUAUGGUGGAGCUACUCGCGCCGCCAGAAGCGGUCGAGUUUGUGAGAAGAUGUGAUAUCUGUGAAGUGGAUUUACACACGAAGGAAGCAAGUGAUGCACACUUUUUGUCUGAGGAUCACGAAACAGCUCAGCUCACGCUACCCUUCCCUACCGCAAGUUACGAUGCCAUUGAUCAUUCAAUGUUGCCUGCAGCCGCUGUUCCAUUGCAAAGGAAGGACGAGCGUACAGACUUCACGUGCAAACUGUGUGGAAGAAAGUUUUUGGAUAUGGAACCCUUGGUGGCUCACAUUCGAUUGGAGCACGAACGCGAUCACCCUCAGGGAAUUACUCUCUCGCUGGCAAGAACGGCUCCAUAUACCUAG